CAGCUGAAGUAACUGACUGGACCUGGACUCAAACUGCGCAUGCGCCAAACAAAUUCGACUUCGCGGUUUCUGGGUGCAGCGACUCGCCGUAGAUUUGGCGGGUACUACAAAAGGAAAACAGAGGAAGCUGAAAAAUGGAGGAAGGCGAAGCCCCAACACUAAAGGAGACUGUUGAUAACGUUUGUGUCAAAGGAUCCCCUAAAAACCAGAAUAAUGAAGCUACGGGAGAAGUUUCCUCACAGAUGUCAAACCCUGGAUCAGUUUGUAAGCCGUCCGAGGAGGAGCCGGAAUCUCGGUACAACAGGCUGAAGCUGUUCAACAAAGUGAUGCAGAAGAGCCUGGAAAAGUUCAUAGACCAUGCCAGUUUUAACAGAUUUGCCAGCACGUUUCGACCGCUGUACAAGAAGAACCCGCAGAGGAUGGAGAGCAUCCACAAGCAGUUCAUUGAGGAGUUGCGGACGACUAUUCAGGAGGACAUCAGCAGAUUGAUUGAAGAAGGCCGGUUAGAUUUUAAACUGACUGAGCUGGACAAACUGGAGAACGCUGCCAAGAAAAAUAAAGACCCUGCAUGGCGGCCGAGUGGGGUUCCUGAGCAGGACGUUUGCAGCUUUUUGAUGCCAUACUAUCAAAAGCAGGAGGCCUACAUGCGACAGGAGCUAAAAAAGAUUCAAGCAGAGAAUGCUGCCCUAGCACAAAAGGUUCAGGCUGGUAGAGAGAGCAGUGUUCAGACUGAACAGCGUAUUUCUACUGCUGUUGAUGAGUGGAAGACAACAGUCACAGAGUUUGAAAGACUUGCAUCUUCUCUCUGCCCUGCUGAUGUCUUUGAUGUGUGAUCUUCAAAUUAUUUGACCUGCAGAUAUAUCGAUGUACAUAUUGAUCUUGUUUACUAUGCCUGUUUUUUGUUUUUUUUAAUAAACAUUAAAUCUUGAAAUAAAAAAAUGU
This is a messenger RNA of Cottoperca gobio, 942 nucleotides long. RefSeq names its product polyamine modulated factor 1 (gene pmf1). NCBI's taxonomy places the organism in Eukaryota, Metazoa, Chordata, Actinopteri, Perciformes, Bovichtidae. Gene Ontology annotation, biological process: chromosome segregation. The transcript has 5 exons. Gene Ontology annotation, cellular component: MIS12/MIND type complex. The coding region runs from base 135 to 833 and encodes 232 amino acids. The record is from RefSeq and is a predicted model, not a curated record.